GUGCAUGACAGUUGGCUGGAUCUGUCGUCAGCUGACUACAGCAAACGCUUUCAAGACAUCCACGCUAAGCUGACAUUUGAGACCGUGGCGAUGAAAUCUGGUUUGCAGACCGAAUACCAUUUGGUCUCCAAGGAGAAUCUGCACAAGAACAGCCUUUGGGGCUCCAAAGCAGUGGUGGGCGUUGUAGGCAUCGGAAAAUGUUCCCUAAACGAGGCCGUGAUACUAACCGGGCGUCGCCGUGGAAAACCGACGUUGGCACUGAGUUUGGAUGUCUGCGGGAACUACAGUGGGUUCCUGGUGCCACUUUAUAAUGUAAAGGUCGACCAUCAGUUUCAGUGCAUGGAUCAAGUGCUUAUGCAGUGGUUGGAAUCAAGUCUCAGGGAAUUCAGUUCCGGUAAUCAGUCUUCCAGUGCUCACAAAAACAGAGUUGUGCCUUUGGCCUCCAAAAUAGUGACAGGAGGUGAAGGGUAUCACCUUACGUACCUCAACUGCGUUGGAUCAGAUGCCAUCCUGGGUGAUGGUGAAGUGGAACUGGAGGCUUAUCCUCUGAGGAUGUUGAUGGAAAUCGGGAGGAAAUUCCUUCACGGGAAGAAGCUGAUAGUUGCAACUAUUCAUCGGCCACCAUUUGCAAUCCUGGAGAUGUCUGGCAGCAACAUUGUUGGUGCCAAAGGAUUCUGCUAUGAGAUGCUGAACUCAAUGGCACGGAAAUUCAACUUUACGUACAGUCUGGUUCCACCCUAUGACGGAAACUGGGGAGGUCUAAUGCCCAAUGGGUCAUUCAAUGGCUUGGUGGGCAUGGUGCAACGCAAGGUGGUAGACUUUGCCCUGGCCAGCAUAACCAUGACCUACAUCCGUGAGAGAGUCAUUGACUUCACCCAUCCAUUCUUCGAGGAACCAACAGCUAUCUUAAUCCCUCCACCAAAGGAACAAGAUAACUUCUUGGCCUUUUUGAAUCCCUUCUCAUGGCAGGUCUGGCUCUUGAUUCUUGCAAGCACAAUUGUAAUAGGAUGGUUCAUGUGGUUGCUGUCAGUUUUGAAUGAUUCCCUCUUAGUACAGCCAGAGAAAGGGAGUAACAGCAUGCCAUUUUAUUAUUACAUCUGGGCUUGCGCAUUUUUGCUGACUACACAGAGUAUCCGCUUGAAGCUAGAAGGCCCAGUGAUGAUUUUGAAUGGGUUUUGGGUCUUUUCAUGUGUGAUUUUCAUAUACACCUACACUGGAAAUCUGAUUGCGUUCUUGACAGUGCCCCAGAUGAGCAAUGUCAUUAAAUCCUUGGAAGAACUUGCAAAUCAGAGAGAGAUCCUGUGGACAUAUAGAUCUAACUCUGCCCAUGAGACAUUGUUCGCUAAUGCUCCAGCACCAGGGACCUACUACAAGAUAGGUGUGCUCCUGAAGGAGAGACCUGAUCUCUUUGUCACAAGUGACAUGGGUGGUGUUGAGGCUGUUCUUCGAGGCAGGACUGCUUUUAUUAAGGAGAAAUCUUGGCUAGACUUUGCAAUGGAGAGCGAUUACCUGUCAACAAAGCAGUGCCGAUUAUUUCAAGUGAGGGACUACUUCUUCAGUGCUGGUUAUGGAUGUGUCCUUCAGCAGAAUGCUGUGUACCUCAGGCUCUUUAAUGCAGAGGUAUUACGAAUGAUGCAGAAUGGCCUGUUUGCUGUCUGGCAACGAAAGUAUUGGCCCAGACCAAACGAGUGCUCCAGCAUCAAACGCUCUGCAACUGGCUCCCGUGCCCUUCAUCUUGGCAACUUUUCUGGACACUUCUUCCUCUACAGCAUUGGUUUAGGUUUGUCUUUUAUUGCUCUUUUGCUGGAAAGGAUGUACUACCAUUUCUUUUCUCCAAAAGAGUAACUUAUCUGCUUUUAACUUUCGUCCUUUGAUGGUUCGUUUCCUUGCUUUCCUUGUAUGGUGUUUUUACGUUGCACGGAACCAGUGGUUAUUCAGCAACGGGACCAACGGCUUUACGUGACUUCCGAACCACGUCGAGAGUGAACUUCCAUCACCAGAAAUACACAUCUCUCACUCCUCAAUGGAAAGGCCGAGAAUCGAACUCGCGGCCACCGAGGUGGCAGGUCAAGACCAAACCGAUCAAGCCACUGAGGCACUAUUUUUUUAUGGUUCGUGACAUUUUUAGUAUCCUGACAGCAUCACAGAAUUCACAGACCUUUUUCCUGAGAAUGAUGAUUGUAAUGUGGAUAGAUCUUGCAACCUCAUUUAAUUCAUAGGUUAUCUUUCCUA
This is a messenger RNA of Macrobrachium nipponense, 2232 nucleotides long. RefSeq names its product glutamate receptor U1-like. The record is from RefSeq and is a predicted model, not a curated record. Gene Ontology annotation, molecular function: ligand-gated monoatomic ion channel activity. Gene Ontology annotation, cellular component: membrane. NCBI's taxonomy places the organism in Eukaryota, Metazoa, Arthropoda, Malacostraca, Decapoda, Palaemonidae. The coding region runs from base 91 to 1845 and encodes 584 amino acids. The transcript is spliced from 12 exons.